Astrephomene gubernaculifera is the source of this 6716-nucleotide messenger RNA. NCBI's taxonomy places the organism in Eukaryota, Viridiplantae, Chlorophyta, Chlorophyceae, Chlamydomonadales, Astrephomenaceae. The record is from the annotation of a GenBank genome assembly.
GAAGAUGCGUUUUGAGUGUCCCCUAUGCUAUGAAAGCUAAGUAGAGUUUGUGGACUGUCGCUAGAACCACGGUUAGCACUGUAUACAUGUUACUAGCGAUGUCCCAGGCGCUUAAGGAUAGAACCUACCGGUGAAGCCUACGUGUAAUUUAUAGAUAGUAUGGAGCUCAUACGCAUCCGUUUCACGCUUGCGGUAUUCCUCGUAUGUGCACUGAGUUGGCAGGCAUCCUUUUGUCAAGUGGUUCGCUACACUCCGGAAUACCUCUCGUGCAUUAAGGGGGUUGCAGCUCGCGUCAAUUGCUCCGCCGGCGUCUACACCGCUGGCGAUGUGGCUACUGGAUCUGUUCCGAACUGUGCCUUGCCGUUUUGGGAGCCAGCGAAUGCCGUCAAUCGCACGACCGUCAAGCUGCUGCAUCCCAACAUUGUCAUCACCAACACCACAGUCAUCCCCAUGGCUGCAAGCAUAUCAAAGGUCAUGCAGUACCCGCUGGGGGUGGAUGUGGUGGAGUCGCAGGUGUGGACUCGCGAGCCGCUGCGGGAGUUCGAGUCGGUGUCACCGUCCGGAGUGCGUCAGGCCUGGUUCCUGGACCCGGUGCUGACGGCCGACAUGGCGGACGAGCCGGUGGCUGCGCUGCAGGACCUGAGCAAGCUUGUGCUGCAGGACACCAACCUCAACUGGGCUGGAUUCGGCACGUUCUUCCGCCGGUUCGCAUCCGUGUACGACGGGAAGGUGGUGGGGCUGCCGGUGAGCGCCGCCAUCAUGCUCUUCUACUACCGUCGCGACUUCUUCGAGGCCCAGGGCCUGCCAGUCCCCGCCACGUGGGAGGAGGUGGUGGACAUCGCCGAGCGCUACAACGGCACCCGGCUGGAGGGGGGCGGGGAGGGAGGCGCGUGGGGCUUCUGCAUGUCAAGACAGCCGGGCUGCUACAACGGCUACACCUUCCAGGCGCUCCAGGUCCCCUUCCUGCAGGCAGGCGGCACCAGCCAGGGAUUCCACUUCGACAGCGACACCAUGCGGCCGCUGCUCAACAGCUCGGGCUCCCUGCGCGCCGCCGAGCUGUACCGGCGCCUGUCCCGCUUCACCGCGCCCACCGAGAACGUGUCCUGCCUGCCCGUCAGCCUCUCAUUCGUGGCGGGCAACUGCCUCAUGGCGGUGGGAACCACACUGCACUUCAAGUACGCCACCUUCAACAACAGCCUCAACAAGGUCACCCGCGUGCGCGGCCGCACCGGCACCGCGCUCCUGCCCGGCAGCACCCAAGUGGAGGACCGCGCCACCGGCCGCCUGCUCACAUGCAACGAAACGCUGUGCCCCUUCGGCCGGCGCCACACGCUGCAGAACGGCUCCUCCAUCUGGGUCAACUCCGCGCCGUACGCCGGCCGCGGCGCCUUCACCUACGCCAUCAACGCGCACAGCCCGCCGGAGCAGCAGUACAUGGCGUACCGGCUGUGCGCUCGGAGGGUGUAUGCGGGCGCCAUGUGGCCCUCCGUGCUCAGUGCUACUGCGGAGACCACCCCUGUCCGCAGCGAGAUGGUGGACCCCGCCAACCUGCCCCGCUACACCGCUGCCGGCUACCACCCGGCCGACACGCUGCUGUUCAUGCGUGCAGUGGCGGAGACGGUGGAGCACUCCAACAUCGCGCUCAACCUGCGCAUCCGGGGAGCCAUUGACUACUACCUGGCCGUCGACGCUGCCGCCGUGGCGCUCACCGACACCUCCCGCCCCGUGGCCGACAUCAUGGCGGAGGCGCAGCGGGCGGUGGAGGCGCUGUACGCCAACACCUCAGCCGACUGGCUGAGGCAGCGCUACUGGAAGAACAUGGACCGCAAGCUGCCGCCGCCCUCGCCGCCGCCGCCGGCUGUUCAGGCGCGCGCCCCCGCCCUAGACCGCAGCGCCAAGGUCGGUGUGGGUGUGGGUGCGGGGCUGGGCGGCUCCCUGCUGCUGGCGUCCCUCGCGGCGCUGCUGGGGCUGGUGGCGGCGCGGAGGUACCGCGCGCGCCGGGACGGAGCGGGGGGGUCCGGGGGCUCGGGAGGGGGGUACGUGCCGUUCGCUAGCGAGCAGUGCACACUGGUGGUGACGGAUGUGGAGAACAGCACCAACCUGUGGGAGGCGCUGCCCGCCGAGGUGAUGCAGGCGGCGCUGCAGCUGCAUGACGGGCUGAUACGGCGGCUGCUGGCGCGGCACGGCGGCUACGAGAGCGCCACGGAGGGCGACUCCUUCAUCGCCGCAUUCCCCACGCCGCUGGCAGCGCUCAGGUUCGCCUCGGAGCUGCAGGCAGAGCUGACGGAGGCCAAGUGGCCGACGGAGCUGCUGCAGGAUGCCGACAUCUGCCGCCCGCUGUACGCCAUCGCCAAGAGCGCCAAGGAGGUGCAUCUACAGCUGGCGGGCCGCACACCCUCCCAGGCCACCGUCUCCCGCACUGCCGGCAGCGGCACCACCGCCACCACCCUCACCGCCACCAACGCUACCCGCAGCUCAGCGCUGCUCUCGCGCGUGUCCCCCUCCGCCUCUUCACACACCAGCCAGGCCAGCAGCGUCGCCAAGCUGAAGCUGCGUGCCGGCGGUACGGCAGGAGGAGCGCUGACGGCGGCGGCGGUGGCGGAAGCGACGGGCGACAACCUGGAGGUGCAGCCGGAAGGCCCACAGGAUGCGGACGCGACGCCGACGGAGGUGGCGGUUGCAGCGGAGGGUAAGGAGUCAGCGGCGGCGGUGACGGCGGCGGCUGCAGCGACGGUGCACAUGCAAAGUGUCAGCCAGGACCUGGCGGUGCUCUCCCGCUCCGCAUCACUGUCGGAGAUCCCAGCCGAGGGCGCCGCUGCUGCUGCGGCUCCUCGCAGGCCGCUGCGCGCGCCGCCGGGCGCCGCAUGGCACACCUCCAGCUCGCGUCUUUCGCUGCUGUCCGGCCGCAAUCGCACCGCCGCCGCGCCAGCGCCAGCGCCGGCGCCGGUGGCGGCACCGCAGCCCUCCCCACUGCCGGGCCGCACACGUCAGAGCUUAUCCUCGCUGCUCCGCUCCAAGACUACCGACCUGCUACCCGGCUUGGCGCCGUCGACUUGGAUGGCCGGGGCGGCGGCAAGCACCGGCUCAGACCUGGAACGCGGCCCGACGGAGGCAGCCGGCGGAGGCGGCGGCGACGUCGCCUCUGCCUCGCUUCCUGCGCCGCCAUCUUCCACGGAUCAGGACCAGGAGCCUCCUCGACUGCUGCUGCCGUCGGCUGCUGCCGUUCAGAGGGGCCUCAGCAGCGGGGCGCUGUUUGGCUUGCUGGGAGAUUCGACAGCAGCUGACGGCGAGCGUGUGGAGCCGCCCACCCCGGCUCCCGACUCCCCAGCAGCUACAUCGCGUCCGCUGCAGUCCGCUGCUACGAGCCGGAAGCUGCAGCAACCCCAGCUGGCGGCUGCGGCGGCGGCCGCUGGCCCUGUUGUGCCGUACGGCGGCGGCGGCGGCGGCGGUGCUCUGGCCGUGGUGGACCUGGGGAGUGUUGGCGGCGACUCUACGUGGACGUUCGGGUGGGAGACGUGUGCGGGGUGGCAGCUGGUGGAUGCGCCGGCGCCUGGUGCGGUGAUGGUGUUCAGGGGCCUCCGGGUGCGAGUGGGGCUGCACUCCGGGGUGCGGGAGCACGAGAUGACUCUCAACAAGACCUCGGGCCGGAUCACCUUCUGCGGCCUGGUCAUGCGGCUAGCCAAGGCGGUGUCGGACGCAGCGCAUGGCGGCAUGAUCGUGAUGUCGGAGGUGGCAGCGGGUCUGCUGGCGAGUCAGACCGAGGCGGCUGCUGCGCUGGCGGCGGAGGGGCAGGAGCUGUGGCAGCUGGGGCGCGUGAGCCUGGAUAAGGAGCUGAGGCCCGUGGAGCUGUUCCAGCUCAUGAGUCCCGCCCUGGCUCCCCGCCUGCUGCUCCAGUCCCCGCCCCGCGUCAAGGCGCAGCUGCUGCCCGGCCUGCUGUCCGCCCCCACCGGCCUGGUUGCCCUUGUGCGCUUCCAGGUAGCCGGCCUAGCCGCGCUGCACGCCUUGCAGCCUGCGCUGGCGGAGGAGGUGAUGGGCGCGUGGGAGCAGCUGCUGCUGGAGACGCUGCCCGCCAUGGGGGGUUAUCUGUCGGAGACGCGCAGCGGCGGAGGCGAAGGAGUGGUGGUGGCGUUCGCGGACUGCGGCUGCGCGCUGGCGUGGGCGCUCUGCGUGCAGGCGGAUAUGCUGCACUGGGAGUGGUCUCCCGAGCUGCUGAGUCAGGACGCCUUUGGAACCAUCGAGGUGGAGACCCCGGCGGCAUUCGCACACUUGCUGCCCAGGGCCGCGCGGCCGUCACUUGGCGCGGCAGACGCCUCUCACCUCCCAGCCAACGCGAGUGCUGCCGCCGAGGCAGCAGCAACACCGCUCGGCGGUAGCCAGCUCAGCCGCCUUCAGCUCUACCACGACGCGGGCUUCGGAGCGCCACGCAAGCGCUUGACCCAGGUUGAGCUGUCCGGGCCUAGCCUGCUGGCGCCGCUGGCAGUGCCGCUGGCGGGUCGGGGGGGUGCCGGCGGCGGCGGCGGCAGCAUCACCGUUGGUGACGGCGGCGGCGGCAACGCCAGCCGAGCUGUCGGCUGGCUCAAGCUGCGCAACAUGCUGCGCAGCGUGCGGACCAGCACCGCCGCGGAGGGCCAGGGGGUGGCCGCAGGUGCGGAGUUCUGGGACGUAGGUGGCGGCGAGACGGGCACUACCGGCGGCUUGCGGAAGUUGCGAGUCGGGCAGCCGUCACCGACAGGGCCAUCCGCAAGCGGACCGUCUGGAAUGCUGCGUAAGCCUACAGCAGCAGUUGCCGGUGCUACGUAUGGUGCGGAGGCGGUUGCUGCCGCUGUAGAUGCUGCUACAAAGGCCGACGAGAAGGACUCGGCGCUAAGCCCUGAUCCCGCUCAACCGUCCGAGCCGCGCCUGCCCCGCCCCACGGCCACGCCGACCUGCAUUCAAGCCGCGGCAGAGCCCAGGCUGCGCGUCAGCAACAGCGGCGGCAUUACCGCGGCCGCGACCGCGGCCAUCGCUGACACCGCCGCUGACCGUGGCGACGGUGGCGACAAUAACGAUGGCGGCGAGGGUAACGGCGACGGUUGGGUCGGUGAUCUGCCCGGCAGCGGCGGCGCCGACGUGCCGACGCAACACCUGCUGUUCCGUGGUCCGCGCACACGGGCGGUGGUGGACGUGGGGCAGGUGGGCACGGAGGUGUGCCGGGCCACCGGGCGGCUGUUGUACCGCGGCAGGGCGGCCAAGAACGUAGCGAAGCUGCUGGAGGUGGCACAGCGGGGCCAGGUCAUAUGCACGCCCGCAGCGCAUGCCGCUGCUGCCGCCGCUGCUGCGGCCGCCGGCAUCUCACUGACGCCAGUGCAGACCGUGGGGACCGCGCGUCCCCGCGGCAACCGGGCAGCGCACGGUCUUGCUGGUGGCAGCCACGGACUGCAGGCGGGCGUGGAGGAGGGCUUGGGCGGCGCCAAGGUCUCGCAUUAUCUGUGCUCGCUUGCACCUAUUUCCGUGGCCACAUGCGGACAUGCAGAUUGGGUGCCCGACGCAGCUAUGUAGGAGGGAUCAUGCAGGCCGUGAAGGAGAAACUGUGAAACAUGGUUGCAGGAACAGCCGGCGUGCUUUGUUGCAUCUUCCUGGAGACGGGCGUGCGCUGGCGGGGGUAGGAGCUUGUGGGGGGCAGCCUGGCAGUGUCCCUAGUUUUCAGGAUUUGGUCAUGCGCUGUUAGGUUGUACGGGGCCGUCGCUAGGCAGAGAGUGCCUGCACGCCAGGAAGUGUGCUCCUCGUGCGGGUGUUUGGGAGGCGGGCAGCGUUUCACCGCGCAUACUUAGCCAGCGACUGAGCGUAGUAUGGCCAAGCUACACAUGGCGGUGUCAGUUCUGAUGGAAUCCGUGAACGAUGUUCACAUUGAACAAAGCAAGCCAUACAACUUCCAAAGAGCAGGCCGAACGGCUCUGUACAAUUUACGAAAACCGUACGACAUCGAAAGAAGGAAACCUCAGUUUCCGCUACGUCGCUACGCUAUGUGCGAAACCAAUUACCCGGGGUUGGUAUAGCAGGAUUUGUUCGCCUAAUGUGUAAUGGUAGUGUUUAUGGUUUUAGCGUUGUUUCCGUUGGCAACCGGGGCAUGUGCAAGGCUUGAUUGCUAGCGGGAGACCAGCAUGCGGCUGGGAUGGUAGGCAUGGUCCAAUGUUGUUAGCAGCUGAGGGCAACAAUGUGGCAUGUGCGUGCACCAUUGUUGCUUUGACCGUUUAGGUGUUGUUCGGCGGCGCUGAGAGAGCGUUGUAAAGUGCGGGUGUUCUGAGGGGACGUUUUAUUGCAAUGGCAGCCAUCUCCUCAAAUGUGCAAUUGAAGGGGCGGCUAUUAUUGUUACUACUGUCGUGCCAUGUCUAGCACGGUUUUGGCGUGUGGACUUUGACUCAACUCUAUCCUGUGAUUGGCUGCAAGCUGUGGUUGGGACGAAUGCGGGUUCUUUGGCUCACCGGCUGUCGAUACCACGGUACCACCAUGGCGGGCCGCGUUGCGGACGUGAGGGACAACAGGUCACGGUCAUACGGAGUUCGCAGAUUUUAUUCUCCGGAAUCCGGCAUGGAGACGAUAGUUACUUUUUAUAAUAGUACUACACCCCGGAGUAGUUUUCCCUACAUCCGCUGACACUAUCAUGUAUGUAAGGAGGAACAGCUAGAGUCACUGGGCAUUCAUUGCCACCGCUCCUUGUAACCCUAUGUAAACAGAAA